This is a messenger RNA of Bombus pascuorum, 1821 nucleotides long. RefSeq names its product mitochondrial inner membrane protease ATP23 homolog. Gene Ontology annotation, biological process: mitochondrial protein processing; mitochondrial proton-transporting ATP synthase complex assembly. Gene Ontology annotation, molecular function: metalloendopeptidase activity. The transcript is spliced from 5 exons. The record is from RefSeq and is a predicted model, not a curated record. Bases 121 to 888 code for a protein of 255 amino acids. Lineage: Eukaryota; Metazoa; Arthropoda; Insecta; Hymenoptera; Apidae. Gene Ontology annotation, cellular component: extrinsic component of mitochondrial inner membrane.
GUUCAUGUGCACGUGUUAGUUCUAGGUUCUAUGAUGUAAUACCAUAUCAUAACCUAUAUUUCGAUUGUUUUUGUAAUUAGUGCUCUUCAAAGCAAUAAUAUAGACUAAUAUUUUCAAAUAAUGACUGUCAAAAAUGAAAAAAAUGAAAAACAAUCAGAUUCUGAGAAACGUAGUAAUAUUGAAGAAAUAGAAUAUUCUGAUCUUUACCCAGGCAGAAAAAGUCGAAGUGACGAAAAACAAUCCCGUACAUGGUUUGAUGUAAUUACUUUUAAUGAACAAAGGAAAAAUUACGAGAAGAUAAACUGUGAAAUGAAUGUUUUUAACUGUGUAAAAAAGAGUCCUCUAGUGAAACUAAUGUUAGCAGCAUUAAAAAGUUCAGGAUGUGAAGUUGAUCUUGGUCGUCAUAUUUCAUGUGAAGUAUGUGAUGAUACAGUUAAUGGUGGUUAUGAUCCUGACACAAAUCAGAUUAUAAUUUGCCAAAACACUGCUAAGAGCAGAAAUCGAGUUCAAAGCACUUUAAGUCAUGAGAUGAUACAUAUGUUUGAUUAUUGCCGUAACAAACUUGAUCUAAACAAUAUAGAUCAUUUAGCUUGUACGGAAAUAAGAGCAGCUAAUCAAUGUCAUUGUAGUUUUCUUGGUGCAUGGUAUCGAGGAACUGCUUCACCUUUUCAUAUUAAAAAGGCACAUCAGGACUGUGUUAUAGACAAGGCUGUUAGGUCACUAGUUGCUAUAAAAAGUAUACCAAAGGAGGAAGCAACGAACGCUGUGAUGCGAGUUUUUACCAAGUGUUAUAAUGAUUUAGAACCCGUUGGAAGACGACUUCGACGAAAUUCAAUGGAUAUGGAGAAAGCAUACUAUGAGGGGCCAUAUUAUGGAUAUUCAGAAUAAAAUUUUUUUUUUAUAGAAUCUCAAGUUUACAUAACUUUUGAGGUACAUCAAAAUAGUACACUUACUAAGAAAUAAUAUGAUUUUGUUAUAUCAUUUUAAUACUCGUCUAUGAAACUAAUUAUUAUCAUUCUUAUUACUCUCAUUAUGAUAGUGUAUUAAAUUGUAUAUUUAUUCUGUAUAUACAUUUAACCUUUUAAUGAUAAUUUCGAAAAUUUCCAUAUGAAGCAAGAAAAGUAUGAUUUUUGUUGAUAAUUUUAUGCGAGAAGUUUUCGAAGACAAAAACAUCUUUGAAUCGAGACUUCGGCGUAAAAAUUUAUUUAUUUGAUCAAUUUAACCAUUAUUUUAUCAAAAAACGUAGCAUAGAACCUAUAUAUUCACGCCAUAGUAGGCGUGAAGUAUAGCUUGACGAUGCUUAAGAUUUAUAUCGUUUGUCGGAUCGUGUAUGCAGAAAUCCUUGAGGUCAGGGAGACUCGGGUGUACGUCGAUGGACUGUAGUUUUCACGAGAUCGGAGAAGACAGUAUGAAUUUCUGAUGUAACAGUCGUCUGGAACGAUUCUACUUUUAGCCUAACUACGUAUCUACCUACCUACCUUAUCCUACGACGGGUGUGACGAUAUGUUCUCAGUUAUUCUGGGUAGCUCUUCCGCAGUUCAGGUUUCCGCAACUGACUCUUACGAUCGAUGUAACGCGUCUUCGACAUUAGGCUAUUAGUAAUAACUAAACCUAAGGUACAGAAUUGCUUCCACAGCGUGCGGAUCUCUUCAUAUCUGUCACCCAAGAGUUACGAGGAGGUCCUCUUUGCAACUCAAAUUUACGAGCACUAAAUUUAUAAUUUCUAUUUAUCUUUACUUUGUCGUCUGAAUAGAAUCUUCAACUAUUAACAAGAACUUAUAUUAAAAUCCUUAUAUUUAAUAAUAAAGAGUCCAAAACUGA